GUCCUGUCUGUGCAUAGAUCCUACAUUGGAUUCUUUUUUUACUUAUUACUAGUUUUGAAUGAGAUACAGGUCUUCAAAGAGUGAUGCUACCAUACAUGGUAUCUUUAGCAUAUGAGGUUGCAUUGUAUCCUCACACAUGGGUUAAAGAUUUACUGCUGCCAGUGCUGUAGCUACUCGUAAGGAGGGCGGUGGAGGCUUGAGCGUGUAUUUUCUUUUAGAAUUUAUAUGAACACACUUUUCCACUGAGGCUCAUGAAUUCUUUAUCUUUUAGUUAUGCCGUAACCUAUGGAGGGUUCACUUCUGGGAUUUGAACUAUUUCUGCCUCUUGUCAAAGGCAAACAGGUUGCCCUGACCAAAAUCUAGAUCCAUACAAAGUUAUAUUUGCCCAAUUUUUUGGUUUGUGGUCAAUGUUUUACUUCUGCCAAUCUCCUUGGUCUGUGGUUAUCCAUCUGAUUUUUCUGGGUUCAUAAAGAUUUGGGAUACUUUAGUCCAUUUUUUGAUGUGAGGAAGUUCUCUUAAUGUGAUAGAGUGAUUUUUAAUUAUAUUCUGGCCAGUAGGCACCUCCUCUCCCCAAUUCAAAUGUACAUUGAUGACUAGGUUCCAGAAAACUAACUCUUUCUCUCUUGUCAUGUUCUCACGUAGCCCAGGCUAGCCGUGAACUUCUGCCUCCAAUCUCCCAAGUGCUAGGAUUUCAUAAUGUGCUAUCCCAUUUAGUUCAGUACUACUCUUAUUCUUAAGGAAAUCUGUCCCUUUACUAAAUACUCACAGAAAUGGAUGUUGCCUCUGGGUACCCUAUAUUAGCUUGGUCUCAAUUUUAUAGUAUCUGGCAACUCUGUAUAUUUAAUCAUUAAGAGUCUUUUUGUAUUAUCCCAAGCUGGUCCCAGAUUCCUUUUGCUUCAGUUUCCAUAGUAGCCAGGACUUUGCACUGCACCGUCUCAUCUGCUUGGCAGCUGUUGAUUAGUCUAUUUUUUUUAGGAAGUUACAAUUCUUCCCUAGAGGUGCAUAAUUUUCAUCUUCUUUUCCCUUGUGGGAAAUCUGAAUAGGAUUUAUUUUAUUAUUUUUAGUAAGAACUAAGUUAAUUGUAUAUUCACUUCCAUAUCCUUAUGAAGAUAUAUGGGGCUUAAGUAAUGUUCAUAAAGUAUCAUGUUUGUUAUAUAGUAAGCAGUUAAUAAACGGUAGCUUAUUAUUGUUUACUUAUUUAUUGUCUGCUACGUGAGAAUGUAAAUCUCAAGAAGGUAGCAUCUCGCCUGUCUUCUGUUGUUGGUUUUUUUUUUUUCUUUUCUAAAACAGGGGCUUGUGUAGCCCAUGCUAGUCUCAAAAUCAAAGCAUCUCUCCUGCCCCAGCUUCCAGGGAGCUGGGGUUACAGGUGUGCGCUACUAUGUUCAGCUCCUUGUUUGCCUUGUCAUUUACUAGUUCCUAAAACAAUGCUUAACAUAAUAGUUAUGUGUUGGGGGUGCAUUUGUUUGUUGAGGGGGGCACACGUGAGAAUGCGGAAGUCAGAAUACAACUUGUACAAGUUGGUUUUCUCCUUACAGCAUGCCUUGUGGAUCGGGGGAUUGAACUCAAGUCAUCAGACUUGGCAGCAAGCAUCUUAACCUACUAAGUCAUCUUACCACCCCAGUAGUUAUUUGAAUGGGGCAGCCAUUUUGGGGGGUGCUGAUGGAUACCUGCGGGGUCGGCUAUGUUGCCCUGGGGGAGGCCGACCCCGUGGGGAACAUGAUUGUGGUAGACUCUCCUGAACAAGAACUAAACCAGCUGGAUGUCAAGGCUUCCUCAGAAACAUCCAGUGUGGAGACUUCCAUCGAGAUGUCACUGCCUACUCCUUUGCCUGGGUUUGAGGAUUCUUCUGACAAGAGGCUUCCUCCAGAGCAGGAAAGCCUCGCCAGGUUGGAACAGCAAGAUCUUUCUUCAGAGAUGUCAAAGGUCUCAAACCCUAGGGCCUCAAAGCCUUCCGGGAGGAGAGGUGGUAGGACACCAAGAGGCCCUAAAAGGCCUCAGCAGCGUAAACCUCCAUCCACCCCUCUGGUUCCUGGUCUCUUAGAUCAGUCCAACCCUCUGUCUACCCCCAUGCCUAAGAAACGAAGUCAAAAGUCCAAGGGAGACCUGCUACUUCUGAAGUUGUCCAAAGGCCUAGAUCAGCCAGAGUCUCCACAUCCAAAGAGGCCCCCUGAGGACUUUGAGACCCCUUCUGGGGAACGACCCCGCCGAAGGGCUGCCCAAGUGGCACUUCUGUACCUUCAGGAACUGGCUGAAGAGCUCUCAACAGCCCUGCCUGCUCCGCUGUCAGGUCCUAAGAGUCCCAAGGUGAGCAGCCCCACCAAGCCGAAGAAGACCCGGCAAGCAACCUCUCAGGGUGACGAAGAUGGCAGCGCUCGGGAUGAAGACUUUGUUCUUCAGGUCGAGGGUGAAGAUGAGGAAGAAAGUGAGGCCCCAAGUGAGAACUCCUCUGAUCCUGAGCCUGUUGCACCCCGAAGCACCCCACGAGGACCCACUGCAGGGAAGCAGAAACCACACUGCCGGGGCAUGGCUCCCAAUGGCUUACCCAAUUACAUCAUGGCUCCUGUUUGGAAGUGCCUGCACCUCACCAAGGACCUUCGAGAACAGCAGCAUUCAUUCUGGGAGUUUGCUGAAUGGAUUCCAGUAGCCUGGAAGUGGCAGCUGUUAUCGGAACUUGAAGCAGCUCCUUACCUACCACAGGAGGAGAAGUCACCCCUGUUCUCAGUACACCGUGAAGGAAUUCCUGAGGAUGGCACAAUCUACAGAAUAAACAGAUUUAGCUCGAUCACAGCACACCCAGAGCGCUGGGAUGUGUCCUUCUUCACAGGAGGACCACUCUGGGCUCUGGACUGGUGCCCAGUGCCUGAAGGGUCGGCAGCCUCACAGUAUGUGGCCCUUUUCUCCAGCCCAGACAUGAAUGAGACACAUCCACUGAGCCAGCUUCAUUCAGGCCCUGGGCUGCUGCAGCUCUGGGGCCUUGGGACAUUGCAGCAAGAAAGCUGUCCUGGCAACAGGGCCCACUUUGUCUAUGGGAUUGCCUGUGACAGUGGAUGUAUCUGGGACCUCAAAUUCUGCCCCAGUGGGGCAUGGGAACAUCCAGAAACCCCUCGGAAGGCUCCUCUCCUGCCUCGGCUGGGUCUUUUAGCCCUGGCCUGCUCAGAUGGGAAGGUACUGCUGUUCAGUCUGCCGCAUCCUGAGGCUCUUCUGGCUCAGCAGCCUCCAGAUGCUAUGAAGCCUGCCAUCUACAAGGUACAGUGUUUGGCAACCCUUCAGGUGGGGUCUGUGCAAGCUUCAGACCCCUCUGAGUGUGGUCAGUGCCUUAGCCUGGCUUGGAUGCCUACCAGGCCCCACCACCACCUGGCUGCAGGAUACUAUAAUGGCAUGGUGGUUUUCUGGAAUCUUCCCACUAAUUCACCUCUCCAACGGAUACGUCUCUCUGAUGGCUCCUUAAAGCUGUACCCUUUCCAGUGUUUCCUAGCCCAUGACCAGGCUGUUCGUACAAUUCAGUGGUGCAAAGCUAACAGUCAUUUCCUGGUUUCUGCGGGGAGUGACCGGAAAAUCAAAUUCUGGGAUCUUCGGCGACCUUAUGAACCAAUAAACUGUAUCAAGCGCUUCUUGAGUACAGAGCUUUCCUGGCUGCUCCCCUACAAUGGUGUCACCGUGGCUCAGGACAACUGCUAUGCCUCUUACGGACUCUGUGGAAUUCAUUACAUCGAUGCUGGUUACCUUGGUUUUAAGGCCUACUUUACUGCUCCACGAAAAGGCACCGUCUGGAGUCUUUCAGGUUCAGACUGGCUCGGGACAGUAGCUGCAGGAGAUAUAUCUGGGGAGCUCAUUGCAGCUAUUUUACCUGACAUGGCAUCAAACCCAAUUAAUGUCAAGAAACCUGCAGAAAGAAGAUUUCCUAUCUAUAAAGCAGAUCUGAUAGCAUACCAGGACAGCCCUGAAGACCAAGAUUCCUCGGCCUCCUCUGAAACCCCCAAUCCUCCCAAAGCAAGAACGUACACUGAGACCAUCAAUCACCACUACCUACUCUUUCAGGAUACAGAUCUGAGUUCCUUCCACAAUCUACUCCGUAGAGAACCGAUGCUGCGCAUGCAGGAAGGAGAGGGGCAUUCUCAGCUUUGCCUGGAUAGGCUGCAACUUGAAGCUAUUCACAAGGUACGUUUCAGCCCAAACCUGGACUCCUAUGGAUGGCUGGUAUCUGGGGGGCAGUCAGGGCUGGUUCGGAUCCAUUUUGUUCGUGGACUCACUUCCCCGCUGGCCCACCGUGUACAGCUUGAAAGCCGAGCCCACUUCAAUGCUAUGUUCCAAACCUCCUUUUCAACUGAAGGGCCUGGUUUCUCUCCAACCAGUCAUUGCCUUCCCCCCAAUCCCUAGUCUGGUCCACACAGAACUCUUGGAUUGAAGUCUGCCAAGAACAAAUGGCCCCCAUGCACAGAGCAUAGGACCUGGGCCCUUCCUGGACAGUGAUGGUGCCGGGCCUAGAUCUUUAGGCCUACCUGCCCAGAACUCCUUAAAUCCCUCUCCUUCCACAGACUUCUAUGGUCACAGCUCCCUGCAGGUAGGGGGGCUCCCCCUCCACAACAAUUCCUAUGCCUAAAACCGUGGCUCACAAGAAACACUCAGGCCUGACCUAGGCUUGGGAGUCAAAUUGCUCAUAUUGAGCAUAUUGUGAAGGAGGUAAAGCUAAGUAAAGGUACUGGGUGUUUUUGAGACCACUUGUGAGUGGGUGUUUGGAGAGUCGGAAAGGACCUUCAUGAAGGCUCCUGUCGAAUUCCAGGAUUUGAUGUUAUUGCCUUCCAAUCUUCCUCUUUAGAAUAACCAACACACAGGCCCAAUGGGUGACAGUAAUUUAUUGGACUGAAGCUGCUCGUUAUACUUUAACUGAGGAACAUCCUAAACUCCCUAUCAGUAGGACAGCGACCAGCUCUUAGUUGCUCCUGCUUAUGAAAUAUCCCAAUCAUUGGUCAUUUGACACUACUUGAACACUCCUAGAUAGUAGUGUUUUUAAAAUUUUUGAAGCUGGGUAUAAUGGUGCACACCUGUAAUCCCAGCACUUGGGAGGCUGAGGCAGGAGGAUCAUAAUUUUGCAUUCAGUCUGGGCUAUCUCAUAAAACCAAAAAGUAAGAAAAAAAAUCUUCCUUUAUAUCAAGUCAAGAGUAUACCUCUAUUAAUUUUACUAAUGGUUGUUAGGCGAUAUAGUCAUUCCCUGUGAGUGCCCUUUUCAGUACUUAACAGUAGCUAUCAUGUGUUUCUCAAGUCAUUUUUUUUCUCUAGAUUAAAUAUCUUUAGUUAUUUCAAUCAUUCUUUUACAAGUCAUGAUUUUUGAUCUUUAUGAUAUGGUCACACUGUUGACAUAUUAAACAUGUUUAAACUGUAUAGAAAGUAUUUAGAGCCCAAUAAUGUAUUGUCAUCUGGAUAGAGUCCUCUCGUGGAUAGCUGCACCUCAUAUGACUGAUACUGCCUCAAAAACACAGGCAGCCCAGUGAUGGGAAAUGGUUGAGUCACAGCCAUGGAACACGUAGGGGUACAGACUGAGGUUUGGAAGGAAGUAGUUAGACCAUCUUACUAGGAAAUAGGAAGCAAAUAGGUCGCCUGCUUCCUCUUGAAAGGGAUGCAGUCUAGAUUAGUAUUGCCUGAAACAAACCUGGACUUUAGCAUACUCAAGUCUGGUCUGUCAUAUCUGGGAACAGCUUCUGCCUGAGUAGUAUAGAAGAUUUAUCAAAUACCAGAAAAUCUUUCAGAAGAGAAUCAAGUAGUUCAGUCCCCUUCCUAUACAAACAAGAAAGCAGGCCUGUAGGAAACUCAGGUCCUUAAGCCACAGAAGGACCACAACCCAUGUUGGUGUGAAGGAGCCAAGUGUUGUACCAGUCUGUUGUGAUCCAGCUUAGGCUGUAUCAGGCUUGCUUUUUGAACUAAUAAAGAAGUGCCUUCCAUUGCA
Molecule: messenger RNA, 5941 nt
Organism: Myodes glareolus (Bank vole)
Lineage: Eukaryota; Metazoa; Chordata; Mammalia; Rodentia; Cricetidae
Gene: Gtf3c2
Product: general transcription factor IIIC subunit 2
Biological process (GO): transcription by RNA polymerase III
Cellular component (GO): transcription factor TFIIIC complex
Molecular function (GO): protein binding
Source: RefSeq, a predicted model, not a curated record